UGGGCUCAGCACCUUUCUCUUCAAGGCCUUAGCUCUUGCUUCACUUUGUUCUCUCUCUUACUCGAGCCACCAACCGACUCCGUGCUAACCAUGUCUUUCGCUGGCAAGUACCAGACUGAGACCCAGGAGGGUUACGAUGAGUUCUGCAAGCUCCUCGGCAUCCCUGACGAUAUCAUUGAGAAAGGCCGUGACUACAAGCUUGUGACAGAGGUAACACAGAACGGAGAUGAGUUUGCAUGGACUGUGCACUACCCUGCCAACCACUCUGUCACCAACAAGUUCGUCCUUGGCAAAGAGUCUGACAUGGAGACCAUCGGAGGAAAGAAGUUCAAGGCCACUGUCACCAUGGAGGGGGGCAAACUGACUACACGAUUCCCUAAUUACCACCACACAUCUGAGAUCAGCGGCGGGAAACUGAUUGAGAUUUCCACCGCUACCUCAGCUAAGGGUCCAGUCGUCCUGAAGCGCGUCAGCAAGAAGAUCUAA
Molecule: messenger RNA, 486 nt
Organism: Chanos chanos (milkfish)
Lineage: Eukaryota; Metazoa; Chordata; Actinopteri; Gonorynchiformes; Chanidae
Product: gastrotropin-like
Exons: 5
Coding region: 91-486 (131 amino acids)
Molecular function (GO): lipid binding
Source: RefSeq, a predicted model, not a curated record